ACUCGGUGCCCGCUGUCGUGCCAGAUGACUCGGUGCCUGCUGUCGAGCUUGGUGACCUGGUGCCCGCUGUCGUGCCAGAUGACUCGGUGCCCGCUGUCGAGCUUGGUGGCCCGGUGCCCGCUGCCUCGCCUGAUGGCCCGGUACCCGCUGCCCAGCCUGAUGGCCCGGUGCCCGCUGCCCAGCCUGACGUGCCCCGGCCACUGCCCAGCCUGACGUGCCUCCGGCCGCUGCCCAGCCUGACGUGCCUCCGGCCGCUGCCCAGCCUGACGUGCCUCCGGCCGCUGCCCAGCCUGACUGCCUCCGGCCGCUGACCAGCCUGUGUGCUUCCGGCCGCUGCCCAGCCUGACGUGCCUCCGGCCGCUGCCCAGCCUGACGUGCCAGCCCCUGAUAUCCAGCCAGAGGUGUAUUUAAGCAGGACCAGGCCUGUGAUCAGUGCCUUGGUGUAUGUUUCCCA
Staurois parvus is the source of this 454-nucleotide messenger RNA. The record is from the annotation of a GenBank genome assembly. Lineage: Eukaryota; Metazoa; Chordata; Amphibia; Anura; Ranidae.